This is a messenger RNA of Hibiscus syriacus, 477 nucleotides long. RefSeq lists its product as uncharacterized. NCBI's taxonomy places the organism in Eukaryota, Viridiplantae, Streptophyta, Magnoliopsida, Malvales, Malvaceae. The record is from RefSeq and is a predicted model, not a curated record. Gene Ontology annotation, molecular function: nucleic acid binding; RNA-DNA hybrid ribonuclease activity. The coding region runs from base 1 to 477 and encodes 158 amino acids. The transcript has a single exon.
AUGGCACGUGUCACCAUGAAAAUAAAGGUUAGUUCUCCUCUCGCCUCACCAAUUGUCAAAUGGAAACCGCCCCCGUUGUCUUGGGUCAAAGAAAAUUUUUAUGCCAGUUUCUUGCAUGGAAAUCAACUUGCAUGGUCAGGGGUGAUUAUACGAGAUGUAGAUGGGUUAAUUUUGGGUGCUUGUCGAAGGAAAGUUGACAUAAUCACCUCGAGUUUUGUUGCGGAAACGGUGGCUGCUCUCCAUGCGGUUCGACUGUCUCUUGAUCUGGGUUUUACCCAAGUCAUUGUAGAGGGAGAUUGUCGCUCUGUGAUACAAAGCUUGGCGUCGUCGAUGGCGGACAGGUCAAAAAUUGGCAUAUGGGUUCAUGAGGGGAGGAAACUAGCUACGCCCAUUCGUGCAUGCCGGUUUCAACAUGUUCCUCGCAUCGGAAAUAAGGCGGCACACCUCUUAGCCUCCUUUAAUAGUACUAGUACAUAG